Molecule: messenger RNA, 474 nt
Organism: Colletotrichum orchidophilum
Lineage: Eukaryota; Fungi; Ascomycota; Sordariomycetes; Glomerellales; Glomerellaceae
Exons: 1
Coding region: 1-474 (157 amino acids)
Source: RefSeq, a predicted model, not a curated record
AUGGCAACCGAAUCCGAGCAACACCUCUCGCAGAGAGUAGGACUAUUACCACAACCAAUGCCAUCCCCCAAGACGAUUGACACAAUUCUUCUCAAUCACCCGUCCCCUGCGGUCGAAACUGACUUUGAUGCAAACUUUUGUCAGAUGGUGGCUUCACGACAAGGUCUCCCAGACACCACCAAAACCGAGAUUCCUUCGGAUGCCCGUCCGUCCAACCCGGCAGGUCGCAGCUGGCCAGACCCCGGCAGGCUGGACGGUGAGCUCGAACUUCCUUUGCAACAAUGCGGGCUCCAGCGAAGCAACGCAUUACGUCGCCGAGUUCACCCAUGCCGGGACCUCACCACUUGCAAGUCUUCGCAGCAGCGAUGGUAUUCUAGAAUCGCGAAAUAUGAGAACAACAAAGACAACAACACCAACACCAACAGUUCAUCGAGUUGGAAAGCGGCCAACGACCUCGAGUGGGGUUUCUCAUAA